This is a messenger RNA of Oenanthe melanoleuca, 4743 nucleotides long. It is a transcript of the gene MAP1S, whose product is annotated as microtubule associated protein 1S. The record is from RefSeq and is a predicted model, not a curated record. Gene Ontology annotation, biological process: regulation of microtubule depolymerization; dendrite development; axonogenesis. Gene Ontology annotation, molecular function: microtubule binding; actin binding. Bases 172 to 3381 code for a protein of 1069 amino acids. The transcript is spliced from 3 exons. Gene Ontology annotation, cellular component: neuronal cell body; cytosol; synapse. Lineage: Eukaryota; Metazoa; Chordata; Aves; Passeriformes; Muscicapidae.
UGCCCCUCUGUGCAGGUGGGGGAGAUCCUGAGCUCUGCAGACCCCUCGGCCAAGGCCAGGCUGACCAUCAGCUGCCCCGAUUUCGGGGAGUGGAAGGACUCUGGCUUGGAGCACCACAACCUGCAGGACUUCAUCGAGCUGCGCUACAACCCCGGCUGCGUCCUGCCCGAGAUGGAGGGGCUGGAGGAGUUCAUGGAGUACCUGUCCGAGUCCCUGGAGCCCCAAUCCCCCUUCGACCUGCUGGAGCCCCCCACCAUGGUGGGCUUCCUGAAGCUCUCCAAGCCUUGCUGCUACAUCUUCCCGGGAGGGAGAGGAGACUCGGCUUUCUUCGCCGUCAACGGCUUCAACGUGCUGGUGAACGGCGGCUCCAACCCCAAGUCGUCCUUCUGGAAGCUGGUGAGGCACCUGGACCGCAUCGACUCCAUCCUGGUGACGCACGCGGGCACCGACAGCCUGCCGGGCAUCAACAGCCUGCUGCAGAGGAAGCUGGCCGAGCAGGAGGAGGAGCAGAGCGCGCAGGGCCAAGACUGGGCCAAGAACCUCAUCUCGCCCGAGCUGGGCGUGGUGUUCCUCAACGCCUGCGAGAGGCUGAAGGAGCUGGAGGGCGACUCGCGGGUGCUCAAGAGCUGCGACGAGGCGGCGCUGGCGCUGCACUACCUGGACAGGCUGGGCAUCCGGCCCAACCCGCUGGCCCGCGCCGGCGGCGCCCGCGCCGAGCCCACCGUGCUGUUCCAGAAGAUGGGCGUGGGCAGGCUGGACAUGUACGUGUUGAACCCCGUGAAGGGCAGCGAGGAGCUGGAGUUCCUGCUGCAGCGCUGGGCCGGGGACGGGUUCCCCAAGGAGCGGGAGGCGCCGCUGCAGUGCCUGACGUCGGUGUGCGUGCUGCUGGUGUGGCACCCCGUCAGCCGCUCCGAGAAGAUCAUCCGCGCGCUGUUCCCCGGCUGCACGCCCCAGGCUCGCAUCCUGGAAGGGCUGGAGAAGGUGAAGCACCUGGAGUUCCUCAAGCAGCCCGUGGUCACCAAGGAUGACCUGAAGGGGACGGCGCCGGCGGAGAAGGCGCCCAAGCAGAGGAGGGCGGAGAGCAAGGAGAGCCUCAAGUCGGGCUCCAAGCUGAGCUUGGUGGAGGCAGCGGCGCCGGCGCCCAAGGAGAAGGCUGCCAAGGUGGAGAGGAAGGAGGUGAAAGCUGGGAACAAGGAGAAGCCAAAACCCCUGGGGGAUGCAGCCAGGACGGGGUCAGAAGAGGAGAAAGCCAAGGAUGGCCGAGCCAAGCCGGACUCGGCAGCCGAGAAGGCGAAGGGCGACGCGAAGCCGAAGGCGAACAAGGAGAGAGCGGCGCCCAAGAAGGAGCCGAUUGCCAGGAAGGAGGAGAAGAAGCCACCAAAGAAGGAGGAGGGGGCCGAGGCCAAGAAGGAGGUGAAGGUGGUGAAGAAGGAGGCGAAGGCCGAGACGCUGCGCAAGGACCCCAAGGCAGAGGCCAAAGCUCCGGCCAGGGCUCCAGCCAGGAAAACGCCGAUCCCGGAGAGCCGCAAACCCCCGGCCAAGACCGGCAGCAUCAAGAAAUCCACGCUCAAGAAAGAGCCAGAGAAGCCCAAGGCUAAAAGCAGCCAGAAGGAGCCGGGCGCCUCGGACGGCUCCAAGUCCUCCUCCCCCGAGGAGAUGCUGCCGGAGGCCGAGAGGAGGAGGAAGGAGGAAUCCACGGACGAAGGCAUCGCCACGGCCGACAGCGAGCUGGAGCCGUCGUCGCUGGAGAACGGGGGGAGCCGGCGCCCGGGGGACCCGUCCCGCCUGGAGAACGGGCUGGAGGAGGAGGAGGAGGCCGGGAGCAGCCCCCCGCGCGCCGCGUGCCCCCCGUCCCCCGCGGCCAGGACCCCCAGGAGCGACCGCAGCAUCAACCUGGACCUGACGCCCACCGGGCUGCUCAACCACGGCGCCGAGGAUCCCUGCGGCAGCUCGGAGGAGAAGACGCUGGAGAUGAUGUCCCCGGCCAGCUCGGGGCCGGCCAGCGCCGGCCACACGCCCUUCCACCAGUCGCCGGCGGAGGGUGGCGGGGAGGAGGCGGGCGCCGGCCGGCAGCAGGGAGCGUGGCCGGCGGCCGGAGCGGGCAGGGACAAGCAGGCGGGGUGCCUGUCGCUCAGCCCCUUCAAGGACGACGUCCCCGACGUGUCGCCCACCAUCACCACGCCCUCGCUGCCGGCCGAGGUGGGUUCCCCGCACUCCACCGAGGUGGACGAGUCGCUCUCGGUGUCCUUCGAGCAGGUGCUGCCGCCGGUCAGCGAGUCCCCCCCCGAGGACGGGCGCUGCGGGGAGGCUCCCGAGCCCGAGGCCGCCAAGGCGGGGCUGUCGCUGCCGCUGCGGCCGUGCCACCACCCGCCCUGGGCCGACGGCAAGGCCGGCCGCCGCUCGGACUCGCCGCACGACGUGGAUCUGUGCCUGGUGUCCCCCUGCGAGUUCGAGCACCCCAAGUCCGAGCGGUCGCCCUCGGCCGCCGCCAGCCCGCGGGAGCCGUCGGACAGCGACCCCUCCCAGGAGCUGGCGCCGCCCCGGGGCCGGCCGGGCGAGACCCCCCCCACGUCGGUCAGCGAGUCGCUGCCCACCCUGUCCGACUCCGACCUCCCUGCGGCCGCCGAGGACUGCCCGUCCGUCCUGGCCGACGGGCUGGAGUCGGACGAGGACUCGGAGCGGCCGCCCCGCGGCGCGGCCAGAGCGUGCGACCCUCUGCCGGCCCCCCUGAAGGACCCGUGUCCCCUCCCUGCCCAGCCCGGCAUCUGCAUGGUGGACCCCGAGUCGCUGCCCCCCGGCCGCAAGGAGCCCCCCGGCAGCAGGGCGAAGAGGGCCCCGUCCCGCCUGGGCUCCGCCCCCAAAGCCGAGCCCGCCCGUGUCCCCGCCUCGGCCACCAAGCCCAAACCUCCCGGCGACAAGGCCAGGCCACCCCUCGGGGACAAGAAGGGCGCGCCCGGCUCGGCCCGAGCGCGGCCGGCGGCCGGAGCGGGGCGGGCGUCGCCAGCAGGCACAAGGGCUGCAGCCCCCCAGGGACCCCCCGUCUACGUGGACCUGGCCUACCUGCCCGGCUCCUGGAGCGCCCGCACGGUGGACGAGGAGUUUUUCCGGCGCGUGCGCUCGCUGUGCUACGUGGUGAGCGGCGAUGACCACCUGAAGGACGGCGUGCUGCGGCCCCUGCUCGAUGCCCUCCUGGCAGGGAAGCACCAGUGGGGCCUGGACAUCCAGGUGACGCUGAUCCCCACCUUCGACUCGCUGGUGAUGCACGAGUGGUACCAGGAGACGCACGAGCGGCAGCAGGAGCUGGGAAUCACCGUGCUGGGCAGCAACAGCACCGUGGCCAUGCAGGACGAGACCUUCCCCGCCUGCAAGGUGGAGUUCUGAGCCCCCCCCGGGGGUCCCUCCCCCUCUCUGAGCCCCCCAACCCCCAGGAGGGACAGAGGGACAGCGAGGUGGGGACGCUCUGUCCCCUCUGUGCCACCCCCUGCCACGCCAGUCACGCUCUGGGGAGGGGGGGCAAGGGACCAGCUGGGGUUUUUUGGGGGUUUUUGGGGGUUUGGGGGGGCCCCCCACCUCAGCCAGCAGCAGGGGGUGGAGCCCACGGGCAGCUGGAUGGAACAGGGUAAAUUUUUUGGUGGUUUUUUUUUUUUUUUUUUUUGGGUUUUAUUUCCUCUUCCUCUCUUUGGAUGAGCCACGAUUCCCACCCCCCACCCGCCGCCUCUCCCCAAAAAUUUCAGCCUUGGGGGGUGAGGCUGGGUCUUGUUUUGGGGGGGGGGUCCCAAAAAAUUGAGAAUUGAGGUGGGGGCUGCUGCUGUGGGGUUGUCCUUGAUGUUUUAGCCACACCCCAAAAUGGUUUAGACCCCCCCCCCAAAAAAAAAAAAAAAUGUUGUGACCCCCUCCCCUCCCCAAAAAUUGAUUGUAACCCCCGUCCCUCCUUCAGGUGCAGCAUCUUCCUCCCCCAGGCUGCACUGAUGACCCUUCCCCUAAAAAAUUUUGAGCACAGACACCCCCCCAGCCCCCCAUUUUUUUUUGGGGAGGGGGGGGGGAGUGUAAAGCAACCCCCCCAAAACCCACCCCCAGCCCAUGGAGCUGCCGGAAUCUGUUGAAAACCAAACCUCACGUGCAAUUUUUAAGGGGUUUCGUGAGUGGAGAGCACCAAAGGGGGGGUCAGGGUGGGGUUGAGGGGAGGGGGGACACACAGAAUGUGACACCCCCCACCCCCAAAUUCCCUCCCCCCCCCCCCCAGGGACAAACACUAACCCGUUUUUGUAGGAGGCUCCUCGAUGGCUCUUUUUGUAACGACUUUUUAAGAUAAAACAAAAAAAAAAAAAAAAAAAUUGUGAAAACUGAAGAUAUGAAGAAACCAAACCUUUUUUUUUUUUUUUUUUUUUGUUGUUGUUGUUGUAUUUUUUUCGAGGGGGGGUUUAUUUAUCUUUGCUCCCCCCUCUAAGGUUUUUACCUUUGAUUGUAUCGUCCUAAGUGUUCGGGGAGGGGGCACUGAAUGUUUCACCUUUAGUGCUUUAUAUAUAUAUAUUUUUUUUUUUUCUCAGCUGGAAGGUUUGGAGGUCGGUGGGGGGAGUUUUUUGGGGUGGGUGGGGUGGUUGUGACCCCCUCCCUUUUCCCCCCCUCACCCCAAAAUCCAGCCCCUGCCCGUGGCCACUGGUGCACACUCCCCUUCUUGCACGCCACGUUCCCGUUUGGCAAAUGUGUGGAAAAUGAGCAUUAAAGAGGAUCAUUCCCAGUGGA